AUGAGGGAUAACAAAUUGAGAAAGCUAUUCAGGGACCAUUGUAAACAAGAAAUGAGUUUGGAUAAUUACUUACUAUUGGACAAAAUUACAGAUUACAAAAUCCUGUGUGAAAAGUCCUUUGAAAUUCAAGUAUUCCUCUAUGAUGACAUGAGCCCAAAUUCUCAUUCUGAUUCUCUCUCUGAUUCAGGUAGUUCUGCAACUGCCAACUCCUCCAACCUGGACCAUCAACACAAAAAGAAGAAGAAGAAGGGCUACACUGAGAAGGAUCUCCAUGAAAUUGAAAAGAAAAAGUACGAAAUUGCCUUUGAAAUUUACACUGAUUUCCUCGAUAUCAAUGGAGACAAAUCAGUGAAUAUCAAUAAGAGUGCUGCAGAUAGAGUUAAGGAACAAUUGGAUUACUUUGCAAGUGGUGAGAAUGAACAUUUGACUGAUACUCUGUUUGAUAAUGUGGAAAGUGAAAUAUGUGUCUUGAUGUUGGAUACUCAUCAUCGAUUCAAGCAAACUGUGGAAUUUCAGAAACAAACUCAAAAGCAACAUGUUAAGAAGAAUAAGGUCAAGUUUGAAAGUAAUAAGGUGAAGAAUUCGAGAAGUGAUUUGAAUCUGGAUUCACUUAAAAUUCCGACCAAAUAA
Messenger RNA from Naegleria gruberi, 630 nucleotides. RefSeq lists its product as uncharacterized. The transcript has a single exon. The record is from RefSeq and is a predicted model, not a curated record. The coding region runs from base 1 to 630 and encodes 209 amino acids. Lineage: Eukaryota; Heterolobosea; Eutetramitea; Acrasida; Naegleriidae.